Molecule: messenger RNA, 648 nt
Organism: Aspergillus lentulus
Lineage: Eukaryota; Fungi; Ascomycota; Eurotiomycetes; Eurotiales; Aspergillaceae
Molecular function (GO): protein binding
Source: RefSeq, a predicted model, not a curated record
AUGCGUCGCAAGCGUGACGAAUAUGAUGAAGCUUUGAUUGAGCGUGCACAGAAAAGGAUGCUAGAACUCAAUCAGCUCGGCCACUUCUCUGACUUCACAUUCACAGUCCAGGAUGAACAGUUCUUUGUAAGCAAGAUUGUGCUGUCUGCUGUUUCUCCGUACUUCAAGAACCAGUUCGAGACAGAGUGGAGAUUCAAAUCAUCCGUGGAUCUUGAGGAAGAACACAGCGUCGAAGCAUUUUCCUGUAUGAUCGAGUACAUCUACACCUACAGCUAUGAGCAAUCUAUCGGGCAGCUGAGCUUCAUUCCUUCUUCCCACCUGGCAAAGGUCCUUUUUGAGGUUUACUACCUCGCUGAAGAUUACGAGAUCCCUGGUCUCAAAGAGCAAGUGCUGGAGCACCUUCCCUCCGCUGUCAACGGCGUAAAGAGUCCACAGGGGAUUUAUUGUCUGGUGAGCGACCAUUACAUCUCUGACUCGGAAUUGGGCGAGGUCUUUGUGGCGGCCGUCGCGGAUAACGUCCAGGAUAUGGAGACCUUUGAAGACCUUGACAAAGUGAAGCUGUUCCUGGUUAAAACGCCCCGGUUCGCUGCGGACUUGAUCUCUGAGCUGAUUAAGAGAAGAAUCUCAAAUUGCGAAUGUAGCAAUUGA